Felis catus (domestic cat) is the source of this 4563-nucleotide messenger RNA. RefSeq names its product MN1 proto-oncogene, transcriptional regulator (gene MN1). The record is from RefSeq and is a predicted model, not a curated record. The coding region runs from base 536 to 4522 and encodes 1328 amino acids. NCBI's taxonomy places the organism in Eukaryota, Metazoa, Chordata, Mammalia, Carnivora, Felidae. Gene Ontology annotation, biological process: regulation of DNA-templated transcription. The transcript is spliced from 2 exons.
GGGAGGGACUGCUCUGUCCAUGCCCGGGCGCCAGCCACGGCUUUGAAGGGUCUCCUUGCUCGGCCCCUUAGCAGCUCCGCCACGGACUCCAGGAGGCUUCGGGAGACGUCCUGGGGCUUCCCACCCGACCCCGAUCGGACUUAAGAAGGUGAUCGCUCCGCUCUCCCUUCCUCCUUCCCGCCUCCUUCCCCCCCACUUAACUUUUUGUCUCCACUCGCCCGCAGCUCCGUCCCCUCCGCGCAAACCCACCCGCGUCUGUGACAACUGCCGGGGCAUGGGCCCCCCAGCACGGCUCCUGGAGGCCUCGCGGCACUGCAAGAUGUGAGAGGCCCGGGUCCGGCAGAGCCAGAGCUUCGGGAGAGGAGCUGAUAGCCCCCAGCCUCCACACGCAAGCGAGGCCGCCGUGCGCACUGCGCCCCCGCGGUGCUGAGCGUCCCGGAGCGCCCAACCCUGGGCCGGAACGUUUAGCUGGCCGGAGGCGCGCCGCGGAGAGCAGGCUGUCAUGCCCUAUUGAUCCCCCCGCCCCCCGCCAAGUAUGUUUGGGCUGGACCAGUUUGAGCCCCAGAUCAACAGCAGGAACGCUGGCCAGGGCGAAAGGAACUUUAACGAGGCCGGACUAAGCAUGAAUGCCCACUUCAAGGCCCCGGCUUUCCACGCGGGGGGACCCCCUGGCCCCGUGGACCCUGCCAUGAGCGCGCUGGGCGAGCCCCCGAUCUUGAGCAUGAACAUGGAGCCUUACGGCUUCCACGCGCGUGGUCACUCGGAGUUGCACGCGGGGGGGCUGCAGGCACAGCCGGUGCACGGAUUCUUUGGAGGCCAGCAGCCGCACCACGGCCACCCGGGAGGCCACCACCCCCAUCAACAUCACCCCCACUUUGGGGGCAACUUCGGCGGUCCGGACCCAGGGGCCUCAUGCCUGCACGGGGGUCGCCUACUUGGCUACGGGGGCACUGCCGCCGGCCUGGGCAGCCAGCCGCCCUUCGCUGAGGGUUAUGACCACAUGGCGGAGAGCCAGGGGCCCGAGAGCUUCGGCCCGCAGAGACCCGGGAACCUCCCGGACUUCCACAGUUCGGGCGCCUCGGGCCAUGCGGUGCCUGCCCCAUGCUUGCCGCUGGACCAGAGCCCUAACCGAGCCGCCUCCUUUCACGGCCUGCCCGCCUCCAGCGGCUCCGAUUCCCACAGUCUGGAGCCCCGAAGGGUGGCGAACCAAGGAGCCGUCGACUCGCUGGAAUACAAUUACCCUGGCGAGGCGCCCUCGGGACAUUUCGACAUGUUUUCGCCCUCCGAUUCCGAAGGGCAGAUGCCUCAUUAUGCGGCGGGUCGCCAGGUUCCCGGGGGCUCCUUCCCCGGUGCCUCGGCCAUGCCCAGAGCUGCAGGUAUGGUGGGCUUGUCCAAAAUGCACGCCCAGCAGCAGCAGCAGCAGCAACAGCAGCAGCAGCAGCAGCAGCAGCAACAGCAGCAGCAGCAGCAGCAGCAGCAGCAGCAACAGCAACAGCAGCAGCAGCAGCAGCAGCACGGCGUGUUCUUCGAGAGAUUCGGCGGGGCCCGCAAGAUGCCGGUGGGUUUGGAGCCGGGAGUAGGCUCCAGGCACCCGUUAAUGCAGCCUCCCCAGCAGGCCCCGCCACCCCCUCAGCAGCAGCCCCCGCAGCAGCCGCAGCAGCCUCCGCCGCCGCCGCCGCAGCAGCCGCCGCCACCCGGGCUUCUGGUCCGACAAAAUUCGUGCCCGCCGGCGCUCCCGCGGCCCCAGCAGGGCGAGGCGGGCACGCCCAGCGGCGGCCUGCAGGACGGGGGCCCCAUGCUGCCCAGUCAGCACGCACAGUUCGAGUAUCCCAUCCACCGGCUGGAGAACCGGAGCAUGCACCCUUAUUCGGAGCCUGUGUUCAACAUGCAGCACCCCCCUCCCCAGCAGGCGCCCAACCAGCGGCUGCAGCAUUUCGACGCGCCCCCCUACAUGAACGUGGCCAAGAGGCCGCGCUUUGACUUCCCGGGCAGCGCGGGAGUGGACCGCUGUGCCUCGUGGAACGGCAGCAUGCCCAACGGCGCUUUGGACAACCACCUCUCGCCCUCCGCCGCCUAUUCGGGCCUCCCCGGCGAGUUCACGCCGCCCGUGCCCGACAGCUUUCCCUCAGGGCCACCCCUGCAGCAUCCGGCCCCGGACCACCAGUCCCUGCAGCAGCAGCAACAGCAGCAGCAACAGCAGCAGCAGCAGCAACAGCAGCAGCGCCAAAACGCAGCCCUCAUGAUUAAGCAGAUGGCGUCGCGGAAUCAGCAGCAGCGGCUGCGCCAGCCGAACCUGGCUCAGCUAGGCCACCCCGGGGACGUGGGCCAGGGCGGCCUGGUACACAGUGGCCCGGUGGGCGGCUUGGCCCAGCCGAACUUUGAGCGCGAAAGCGCGGGCGCGGGGCGCCUGGGCACUUUCGAGCAGCAGGCGCCUCACUUGGCGCAGGAGAGCGCGUGGUUCCCAGGUCCGCACCCGCCGCCGGGUGACCUGCUGCCCCGCAGGCUGGGCGGCUCUGGCCUGCCGGCUGACUGCGGCCCGCACGACCCCGGCCUGGCGCCGCCCCCUCCCCCCGGCGGCUCCGGAGUGCUGUUCCGUGGCCCUCUGCAGGAGCCGCUGAGGAUGCCCGGAGAGGGCCACGUGCCCGCGCUGCCCUCCCCCGGCCUGCAGUUCGGGGGCAGCCUGGCCGGCCUGGGCCAACUGCAGUCGCCUGGGGCUGGGGUGGGACUGCCCAGCGCUCCCUCCGAGCGCAGGCCCCCGCCGCCGGAUUUCACAGCACCGGCGCUCGGGGGCCAGCCUGGCUUCCCGUUCAGCGCGGCGAACCGGCAGGCCACGCCACACAGCGGCCCGGGCGUGAACUCGCCCCCGAGCGCGGGCGGGGGCGGGGGAGGCACGGGCGGCGGCAGCGGAGGGGGCGCCUACCCGCCGCAGCCCGAUUUCCAGCCCAGCCAGCGCACCUCGGCCAGUAAGCUGGGAGCGCUGUCGCUGGGCUCCUUCAACAAGCCCAGCUCCAAGGACAACCUGUUCGGCCAGAGCUGCCUGGCCGCACUCUCCACCGCCUGCCAGAACAUGAUCGCCAGCCUCGGGGCCCCCAACCUCAACGUGACCUUCAACAAGAAGAACCCGCCCGAGGGCAAGAGGAAACUGAGCCAGAACGAGACCGACGGCGCGGCUGUGGCCGGCAACCCGGGCUCGGAUUACUUCCCGGGGGGGACCACCCCUGGGGCCCCAGGGCCUGGAGGCCCGUCGGGGACUAGUAACAGUGGCUCCAAAGCCUCGGGGCCGCCCAACCCGCCCGCCCAGGGGGACGGCACGAGCCUCUCCCCAAACUACACCCUGGAAUCAACAUCCGGGAACGACGGCAAGCCGGUCCCCGGGGGCGGCGGCCGGGGACGGGGUCGAAGAAAAAGGGACAGUGGUCACGUGAGCCCCGGGACCUUCUUCGACAAGUACUCGGCCGCGCCAGACAGCGGGGGCGCGCCUGGGGUGAGCCCAGGGCAGCAGCAGGCGCCAGGCGCAGCCGUCGGGGGAAGCUCCACGAGCGAGGCUCGCGGGGCUCCUACGCCUCACGAGAAAGCGCUCACGUCGCCGUCGUGGGGGAAGGGGGCCGAGUUGCUCCUGGGGGACCAGUCGGACCUCAUGGCUUCCCUGGACGGCGGGGCCAAGUCGGACGGGAGUUCCCCGCACGUGGGCGAGUUUGCCUCAGACGAGGUGAGCACGAGCUACGCCAACGAGGACGAGGUGUCGUCCAGCUCCGACAACCCCCCAGCCCUGGCCAAAGCGAGUAGGAGCCCCCUGGUGACAGGCUCGCCCAAACUCCCUCCCCGUGGGGUGGGCGCUGGGGAACACGGACCUAAGGCGCCCCCGCCCCCGCUCGGCCUGGGCAUCAUGUCUACCUCUACCUCCACCCCUGACAGCUACGGCGGGGGCGCGGGCCAUCCCGGCACGCCGGGCCUGGAGCAGGUCCGGACCCCCACGAGCAGCAGCGGUGCGCCACCCCCCGACGAGAUCCACCCCCUGGAGAUCCUCCAGGCGCAGAUCCAGCUACAGAGGCAGCAGUUCAGCAUCUCCGAGGACCAGCCCCUGGGGCUCAAGGGUGGCAAGAAGGGGGAGUGCGCCGUUGGGUCCUCGGGCGCGCAGAAUGGCGACAGCGAGCUGGGCAGCUGCUGCUCCGAGGCGGUCAAGAGCGCCAUGAGCACCAUCGACCUGGACUCCCUGAUGGCAGAGCACAGCGCCACCUGGUACAUGCCCGCUGACAAGGCCUUGGCCGACGGCGCGGACGACGACAAGACGCUGGCACCUUGGGAGAAGGCCAAACCCCAGAACCCCAACAGCAAAGAAGCCCAUGACCUCCCUGCAAAUAAGGCCUCAGCCACCCAGCCGGGCAACCACUUGCAGUGCCUGUCUGUCCACUGCACAGACGACGUGGGUGACACCAAGGCCCGAGCCUCCGUGCCCACCUGGCGGUCUCUGCACUCCGACAUUUCCAACAGAUUCGGGACGUUCGUGGCCGCCCUGACUUGAAUUGACAAGAAAUGCCCCUCCCCCCCCCCCCCCCCCCACCC